Cylicostephanus goldi is the source of this 804-nucleotide messenger RNA. The record is from the annotation of a GenBank genome assembly. NCBI's taxonomy places the organism in Eukaryota, Metazoa, Nematoda, Chromadorea, Rhabditida, Strongylidae.
AUGAAAAUUUUUGGUCUUUCCAAUAGCGCUUUGAACAAGAUCCUUUUGCGUCAUCGAAACAACGUCAACAAAAAGUCCCAAGUUCAAAAGUCACCAUCCAACAAUCCUCUUAUGUGCUAUGUUGGAGUGAACGCUCCAAAGGCUGGUGUCAAUGUUGGAGCUCAGGUAAGUGCAACUACCAGGGUUGAAUAUUUGAUUCUUUCGCAAAACGUGCCUUGCGUGGGAAUGUGCUCUACUCUCAACGGUAUCGUCAAUGGUGACAAUGUUACCACCUUCCAAUGUGUGCCAACCAGCGUGUGCAAGUGGGUAACAUAUUUACCUCGGGGAUACUGUAGAACACUUUCCGCCUACAACGGUUGCAAUUCGCUGCCAGGAGAUCGUGGAGUUAACGGAUGCUGUUGCGAUACUCCAAACUGUAACUUGGCUAGCCGACCUGAUAUCAUUGAGCCACCUCCAAUGCCGGUGUCAGAAUACCCAAUCUCCUGCUGGAGUGGUAUCUACGUCGACGGUACCGCCAUCAGCAACGCAGGAUACAUAACCUGCUUUGGUGACUGCGCCUCAGUAACCCUGAACACCACAUUCAACAACGAACAACAUUCUGCCUCACUAUAUAUGUGUGAUCCUACCUCAAUCUGUAGAUCUCUAAUCAAAAGAGGUGCUGAAUGGGACAAUCUCCUGCCAUGGACACUUACAGAUAUGACGAACAAAUGCUCUACGGUUGAGCCAGGUCUUGGUGGAUGCUGCUGUAAUACCGAUGCGUGCCUUAACCCACUUACUAACACUGUGGGUUUAAUUAUAAAAUAA